Erinaceus europaeus (western European hedgehog) is the source of this 4808-nucleotide messenger RNA. RefSeq names its product ADAM metallopeptidase domain 10 (gene ADAM10). Bases 281 to 2527 code for a protein of 748 amino acids. Gene Ontology annotation, biological process: membrane protein ectodomain proteolysis; Notch signaling pathway. The transcript has 16 exons. NCBI's taxonomy places the organism in Eukaryota, Metazoa, Chordata, Mammalia, Eulipotyphla, Erinaceidae. Gene Ontology annotation, molecular function: metalloendopeptidase activity involved in amyloid precursor protein catabolic process. Gene Ontology annotation, cellular component: synaptic membrane; plasma membrane. The record is from RefSeq and is a predicted model, not a curated record.
GGAGGCGGCGGGGAGGGGAGAGCGAGCCAGGGCUGGCGAGCGGGGAAGGGAGGAAGGAAGCGGGCGAGGGGGAGGGAGGGCCCUGUUUUGGAGGAGCCGAGCGCGUCGUCGGCCCCUGAAGUGGAGCGAGAGGGAGGCGCUUCGGCGUCGCUCGUGCCGGGGGAGGUCCCGGCUUCCCGCGGAGGCUGCCCGGGACCCAGCCCCUUCCCCUGCUCGCUCCGGGUCGAUGUGCUGCGGCUAACGCGUGCGGCGGCGGCGGCGGCGGCGGCGUCAGCGGAAGAUGGUGUUGCUCCGAGAGUUCAUCCUGCUCCUGUCCUGGGCGGCGGGGCUGGGAGGUCAGUAUGGGAAUCCUUUAAAUAAAUACAUUAGGCAUUAUGAAGGAUUGUCUUAUGACGUGGAUUCAUUACACCAGAAACACCAGCGUGCCAAAAGAGCAGUUUCCCACGAGGACCAAUUUUUACGCCUAAAUUUCCAUGCCCAUGGGAGACAUUUCAACUUGCGAAUGAAGAGGGACACUUCCCUUUUCAGUGAUGAUUUUAAAGUAGAAACAGCAAAUAAAGUACUUGACUAUGAUACCUCUCAUAUUUACACUGGACAUAUUUUUGGUGAAGAAGGAACCUUUAGCCAUGGGUCUGUUAUUGAUGGAAGAUUUGAAGGAUUCAUCCAGACUCGUGGUGGCACAUUUUAUAUUGAGCCAGCAGAGCGAUAUAUUAAAGACAGAAUGCUGCCAUUUCACUCCGUCAUUUAUCAUGAAGAUGAUAUUAACUACCCCCAUAAAUAUGGUCCACAGGGGGGCUGUGCAGAUCAUUCAGUAUUUGAAAGGAUGAGGAAAUAUCAAGUGACUGGUAUAGAAGAAUUAACACAGACACCUCAAGGACAGCAGGCUGCUAAUGGGCCAGAACUUCUGAGGAAGAAACGUACAACUUUAGCAGAAAAGAACACUUGUCAGCUUUACAUCCAAACAGAUCAUCUGUUUUUUAAAUACUACGGAACACGAGAAGCUGUGAUUGCCCAGAUAUCCAGUCAUGUUAAAGCAAUCGAUACGAUUUACCAGACCACCGACUUCUCUGGAAUCCGUAACAUCAGUUUCAUGGUGAAACGCAUAAGAAUCAACACAACUGCUGAUGAGAAGGACCCAACCAACCCCUUCCGUUUCCCAAAUAUUGGCGUGGAGAAGUUUCUGGAGUUGAAUUCUGAGCAGAAUCAUGAUGACUACUGUUUGGCCUAUGUCUUCACAGACCGAGAUUUUGAUGAUGGCGUUCUUGGUUUGGCUUGGGUUGGAGCACCUUCAGGAAGCUCUGGAGGAAUAUGUGAAAAAAGCAAACUCUAUUCCGAUGGUAAGAGGAAGUCCUUAAACACUGGAAUCAUUACUGUUCAGAACUAUGGGUCCCACGUACCCCCGAAAGUCUCUCACAUUACGUUUGCUCACGAAGUUGGACACAACUUUGGCUCUCCACAUGAUUCUGGAACAGAGUGCACUCCAGGAGAAUCUAAGAAUUUAGGCCAAAAAGAAAACGGCAAUUACAUCAUGUAUGCAAGAGCAACAUCCGGGGAUAAGCUCAACAACAACAAAUUCUCACUGUGUAGUAUUAGAAAUAUAAGCCAAGUCCUUGAGAAAAAGAGGAACAACUGCUUUGUUGAGUCUGGCCAGCCUAUUUGUGGGAACGGGAUGGUGGAGCAAGGAGAGCAGUGUGACUGCGGCUACAGUGACCAGUGUAAGGAUGAGUGCUGCUACGACGCCAACCAGCCGGAGGGCAGGAAGUGCAAGCUGAAGCCUGGCAAGCAGUGCAGCCCUAGUCAAGGGCCCUGCUGCACAGCACAGUGCUCGUUCAAAGCAAAGACAGAGAAGUGUCGGGAUGACUCCGACUGUGCGAAAGAAGGGAUAUGUAAUGGCGUCACAGCUCUCUGCCCGCCCUCUGAGCCCAAACCAAACUUCACAGUCUGUAAUAGGCAAACGCAAGUGUGCCUUAAUGGGCAAUGUGCAGGGUCUAUCUGUGAGAAGCACGGCCUGGAGGAGUGCACCUGCGCCAGUUCUGACGGCAAAGAUGACAAAGAGUUAUGCCACGUCUGCUGCAUGAAGAAGAUGGAGCCAUCGACCUGUGCCAGCACAGGCUCUGUGCAGUGGAACAAAUAUUUCGUCGGCCAGACCAUCACCCUGCAGCCUGGAUCCCCGUGCAACGAUUUUAGGGGCUAUUGUGACGUUUUCAUGAGGUGCAGAUUGGUGGAUGCCGACGGUCCUCUUGCAAGGUUGAAAAAAGCAAUUUUCAGUCCAGAGCUCUAUGAAAACAUCGCUGAAUGGAUUGUGGCUCACUGGUGGGCAGUAUUGCUUAUGGGGAUUGCCCUCAUCAUGCUGAUGGCUGGAUUCAUCAAGAUUUGCAGUGUUCAUACUCCAAGUAGUAACCCAAAGUUGCCUCCUCCUAAACCCCUUCCAGGCACUUUAAAGAGGCGGCGGCCGCCUCAGCCCAUCCAGCAGCCCCAGCGCCAGAGGCCCCGGGAGAGUUAUCAGAUGGGACACAUGCGACGCUAACUGCAGCUGUUGCCUUGGUUCUUCCUAGUGCCUACAAUGGGAAAACUUCACUCCAAAGAGAAACCUGUCAAAUCAUCACCCCCAAACUAAACCCUCACAGAUAACUGUCGAAGAAAAACAAGACGAAACAAAAACAAACAAACAAACAAAAAAUGGCAAGAGAUCAUGGCCUCAGACCAGGUGGAAUUACCUUUUAAAGCCUGAGACUUCCAAUUUGGGGGUGGGGUGGGGGGCGGGAAAGGAGCCCAAUUUUCUUAUGGACAGAUAUUUUUAACCGAAUGGCACAAAGUCUUAGAAUAUUACGUGCCCCAUGUUCCCUGUUCUUCGUUGCUGCAUUUUCUUCACUUGCAGGCAGACUCGGCUCUCGAUAGACUUUUAUCACAAAUUGAAAUAUAUAUAUAUUUUUUUCAACUGCCAGUUAAGGCUAGGAGGCUCGGCCACCUCAACAUUGGAGACGUCCCUUGCCAAUGUACAUACCUUGUUAUAUGCAGACAUGUAUUUCUUACAUACACUGUACUUCUGUGUGCAAUUGUAAGCAGAAAUUGCAAUAUGGAUGUUUCUUUGUAUUAUAAAAAAAAAAAAAAAUUCCGCUCUUAAUGGGGAAAAAAAAAAUUACUGUUUAAUUGACAUACUCAGGAUAACAGAGAAUGGUGGUAUUCAGUGGUCCAGGAUUCUGUAAUGCUUUACACAGGCAGUUUUGAAGCAAGAAUCAACUUCUCUUUUCCUUACGGUGGAGUUGGUUCUGACACUCCUUUUGUCUUCAUCCAACAGCUGCUAAGAGCACAUGAGUGACUGCGCUGAGGAACCCAGUUGAGUCCUGCAAACUGGACGUCAGCAGCUUCCUCCUUCAGUUAGUUCUCUAUGUCAACGUCUAGUUUCUGCUUCCUCAUUUUACACUUUCUAAUUCAAUUCCAUUUUUUGAAUUGAUAGGUGAAUUUCUCUUCAUGCGCUGGUAGAAAUUAAUGUCAGUGAAGCGAUUUCUUUUUUAUUUGUAACCUCCUAGGUGGUCUUCAUAGAUCUAUCUAAAGUAUGCUAAUUAUGUUUUGUUUUCUUGUCUGAUCUGGAAAAGCUGCGUCUUUUAUUUUCUCAAAAUAUUUGGGCAGUUUUUUUUUUCCCCCAGCAUAUCAGCACUGAUCAUUGAUAACCACUAAAGAAGAGUAAUUCGCUCAACUAGUAGUUAAAAUUAUAGGUAGGCCUUCUGACAUCCCCCCGUCCCCAGUAUCUUAACACCAUUGAAGGUGAAACAGCACAAUGUCCCAUUCCAAGUUUAUUUUUUAAACAGAUGUACAUUAUUGGCAUUUUAGAGAAAGAAAGCAAAAGCAGAUAAUGUAUUAACAGGCUUAUUGCUAUGCAGAAAUGGAAGGGGGCAUUACAAAAAACAUUUUUAAGCUUGUGACGUAUUUAUUGCUUCUGUUUUCCAAUGACAUCACUUAAAUUAGAAGUAAACAGCUAUGAUUUUCUGGGCUUCACAUAGGAGGCAAUUUAGGGAAAGUUGAAAAGAUUUGUGUUUGGCUUUUAUUUCCUUUUUUAAUUUUUUUAUUUUUCCUUUUCUUAAGAGUAUAAGGUUUACACAAUCAUUCUCAUAAUGUGACGCAAGCCAGCAAGGCCAAAAAUGCUAGAGAAAAUAAUGGGGUCUCUUCCUUGUAAACUUGUACAGUAUGUGGUGACUUUUUUCAAAAUACAGCUUUUUGUACAUGAUUUAGAGACAAAUUUUGUACAUGAAACCCCCAGAUAAACUAUAAAUAAUUCUAAACAAACAAGUAGAUAGAGAUGUAUGUAAUUGCUUUUGAAUCAUUUCAAUGUCUUUGUUUUUGGACUGUGCAAAGGUUGGAAGUGGGUUUGCCUUUCUAAAAUGGUGACUUUUAUUCUGCAAGAGUUCUUAGUAACUUCUUGAGUGUGGUCGACUUUGGAACAUGUACCUUUUUUUUUUUUUUUUUUUUUGCUCCUUUCUUUUUUGCUUGUAAUGUUAUCCUGUGGUAGGGUUUUGGCAGUUACACACUGCCUUUAUUUUAUUUUGAGUCUAAGUUAAAUGUUUUCUGAAAAGAGAUACGUGCACUGAACUCUUUCCACUGCAAAUCAAGAUGUGGUAAAAACAAAAGGAUCAAGAUGAGUGAGUUCUAAUACUACUGUCAGUUUAAUGUCCACUGUGUUUUAUACAGUAUCUUUUUGUUCACUUUGGAAAUUUUUACUAAAAAUUGCAAAAAAAUAUUAAAGUAUUGUGCAAAGAUGUAAGGUUUUUUGAAACUUGAAAUGCAUUAAUAAAUAGACUUGAUGAAAUCAA